Serendipita indica DSM 11827 is the source of this 1386-nucleotide messenger RNA. The record is from the annotation of a GenBank genome assembly. Lineage: Eukaryota; Fungi; Basidiomycota; Agaricomycetes; Sebacinales; Serendipitaceae.
AUGUUUCCCUUCAACUAUCUAACUAGACAAUCUGCAGAAACGACGAUUCACUCUAGUCCACAGACGGUCAGUAUCCAAACAAAGGAUGGAAGCCUCUCCAUUCUCGAUUUUACCAAGAAAUACGCACCGGCUGUCUUGAGCCGGUUCCAGCCUGCCUGGUGGCUACCCAACGGACACGCCCAAACCGCAUAUUGUGCAACUGGCAACUUUGAGAACAUUGAUAGAGUACAGUACCAGCGAAAGUAUCUCCGGUUGCCAGAUGGUGGGACAAUCGGCAUCGACUUUACUCCCCCGCUGGACGCGCCACUGCCCGCCGACACGCCUAUUAUCGUAGUCGAACACGGGCUCACUGGGGGUUCGUCUAUAGCCGUCCUUUCAACUUGUGCUCACUGCCCUCAGGUUCCCAUGAAUCGUAUGUCCGCAAUAUUCUCGCUGCAGCCUGUGCCCCCAAAGGACCAGAAUGGACUUGGCUAUCGUGCUGCCGUAAUCAACUUUCGAGGAUGCGCCGGUGUACCGAUUACGUCGCCUCGGUUCUACUCUGCGGCGUGCACAGAAGACCUGGCUUGCGGGGCCCUGUACAUCUCGACCUUGUUCCCAGAGGCAAAGCUCGUUGGUAUAGGGUUCUCCUUGGGUGCAAAUGUCAUCACGCGCUAUCUUGGAGAAGAAGGAAAACAGAGUCGUCUCAAUGGAGGACUUGCCCUCGCAUGCCCAUGGAACCUCGUCGAGAAUAGCAAGCAUCUGGAGGGCAAUUGGUUCAGUCGUCACGUCUACAGCAGCGCAAUGGGGAACAACCUUCUUCGCCUUUACAAGUCACAUCUCCACACACUGGAAACUUUUAAGGAUACUCACCUCCUCAAGGUUCACCCUAAUGUCCUGAAACUCAAAUCUCCCAAACUCAUCGAUAUUGAUCAUGUCUUGGUUUCUCAAACUGGAGGCGCUGCGCCCGUCUGGCCGUUCCCCAGUGCGCUUGAAUACUAUCAAUACGCAAGCAGCGAUCAUGCGCUGCCCGGUAUCGCAGUUCCAUAUCUUGCCAUUAGCGCACAGGAUGACCCCAUCGUCCGACUCAUUCCCCGACCAGACGAUCCGAAGACUGAGGCAAGCGGAUGGGUCGCGGUCGCCAUCACAGAACGUGGAGGUCAUCUCGGUUGGUUUGAAGACGGAGAACAGCGCGGUGAAGUCCGGCGUUGGAUAUCGAAACCCGCCCUCGAAUGGAUACGAGCAGUAGCCGAGGAGUUUGUACGAGAAGAUGGUCAAGGUGGACGCCCUAUCGAAGUUGUAGACGGCUUCACCAGAGAAAUUGGACGACCCAUGAUUGGAUUCCGCGAAAUCGACGAGAAAGAUCUUCCAAAGGGAGCAAACGCAGAAGGGCUCACCAAAGGGCUCUAG